Ectocarpus sp. CCAP 1310/34 is the source of this 5142-nucleotide messenger RNA. The record is from the annotation of a GenBank genome assembly. Lineage: Eukaryota; Phaeophyceae; Ectocarpales; Ectocarpaceae.
AUGAUGGGAACGGGAAAGGCCCUGGACGACACCGUCGACCCUGAAGACCACGGUCUCAUACCUAGAAUUUGCUCGGGAAUUCUUGAGCGAGUAGACCAGAUGGAACGCGAGGAAUCCGCGAGGCUUUCACAUCAAGGCAGUGUUCGCGGUGGCAGCCAAGGGCACAGGCUCGAGGGAUCUGAGGAACAUAGGGGGGGGUUCAGCGGGACAGGAGGAGAAGGAGGAGUAGGAGGAGGAGGAGGAGGAGGAGGAGGAGGAGGAGGACGUGGAAGUUCCUCUAGAAACACUAAAGGCGGUAACGAAGGCUUUCGCCACGGUGCCUCUGAACCGAACUGCAGCAAUACCAGCGUCGAAGAAGAAUCGUUUCCGGCGGCGAGGUCAUCAUCUCUUGCUACUGCUGCCGCUCGUAGUGGUGACGCGAUCGGAGGCUCGGGCCAGCUUGCCGGGAACAUUCAGUUGUCCGUUGAGGUCAGCUAUCUCGAAAUAUACAACGAGUCCCUCCGCGACCUGUUCAAUCCGGCGACAUCUUUUGUCGCGGAUGGUACUGGUGGGGGCCUACGGGAGCAAAGCUCGGCCGGUGCCAACGGUGGUUUCAUCGGGAGUGGGUCUGGGUUGCGCUUGAGAGAAGAUCCCCGCUCGGGCACGUACGUGGAAGGCUUGACCUCCAUCGCGGUUUCGAGCUGGGAAGAGAUGUCCCAGCUCCUGACAUACGGCGGGAGCGAGAGGACGGUCGCAGCCACGAACGCCAACGACUGGAGUUCCCGCAGCCACGCCGUGUUCACACUCACGUUUCGACAGGAAGCUGGUUCCAUCAACCGGUCUCUGGCCGCCCUAAGCGACGUCAUCAAGGUGAUGCUGGCGUGCAUCAGUCCUUGCGACGCUCACUACGAAGAGACUCUAGGGACGCUGCGCUAUGCCGAGCGUGCAAAGAGGGUCAGGACCCGGGCGAUCGCCAAUGCUCACAGGGGCGUGUCUCGGGAGGAAGUGGGGGGUGAACAGGCGAUGCUUGUGGAAAGACUAGCUGCUCAGGUCUUGGAUCUCAAGGAGCAACUUGCAAAAGCCAAUGCUACCAAGAUCUGCACGUCACCAGCGUCGACACAACCACCACUACAGCCAUCCACGGCGCCGAUGGCCGUGGAUAUAGACGCCGCCGCAGUGCUCCAGACCCCCGGUACCACCGGACAGCAAUCCCCAGCGGAUUUCCCCCACGAUCAGGUGGCCACGCGGGGGCAAGGGUACAUCUACGUGGUCGAUCCUUCCCUUCAAGGCGAGAUAGAACGGCUAAAGGAGACUGUUGCGGAGCGGGAUCGAAUCAUCAAGAGCAUGGAGAAGUUGGAUCAGACGAAGCGAAAGAAGUGGACAGCGGCCAGCCGCUACGGGUAUUGGACGCAGCAGCAGCUUCAGCCCACGACCGGGAGAUUAUGUGGACCCACCUUUGGACUGUUCUUCGGACUGUUCUUCAUCUUCGACUUCACCACGGCUGUCAAUAACCACGCCACCGCGGGCGGGUGGUUGGGUAAACCGCCUCAGCAACUCAAAUUGGGGUGUUUUCUUGUUGCUCUCACGUUCACGAAGGACCUCCUCUUCUCGGAGUGCAUUUCGUUUCCCAUCCGCAAAGAAGGAGCUCCUACGGUGGUGGGGAGCGGGGAAGAGGCCGACAUUCGCUUGGAUGGAGACGAUGUCCUACCCCACCACGCGACCAUAGUGCUGAGAACAGACGGAACCGCGGUGCUUUCUCCGACACCGGGAGCUCGCGUCCACAUCAACGGUGUCCUGAUCUCGGUCGGCGAGGAGGUGGCAUUGCCUGACAAGGGACAAGGAGGGGAAAGGGAAAUGGGGACCCCGGGGGAUCGACCUGGACAGUGGGGCGGAGAGCUCCGGCGGGACUAUCGGGUUGUCUUUGGCUCGCGUCAUUACUUCCGUGUUGACUGUCCCUUUCAACACCCUUCAACAGUAGUGCCAACAAGGAUAGACUGGGAUUUCGCGCAGGAGGAGAUCCGUGCAAACAACAACAGCACCUUCCGGCGUUGGCGCUCGUCCCCAGUAGCCGCGAGUAGCGUUUUGGACAUGGCCAGACCGGCAAACAAGGCCGGGACGGCGGCAGGAGUGGGGGUAGAUGUGGACGAAAAGCUGCAAGAGGAGUCGAAGCAGGUGCCACCGGGCGGUAGACAAGACAGCCAAUUGCUUGGCAACGUAGGCGUCUCAUUGCGAGGCCCGAUGGCGGAUACAACUGGGGAUUCCCCCGUAGCCAUGGACAAGCGAUCGGUGAGCCAGGCGUUGCCCAACCAGGAGACUCCGCGGGGUUACGAACGUGAGCCUUCGGUAGACAAGGUGUGGGCCAACGAGCCGUCAGAAACCUUGGCGCCCGGGGAUAUUGUGUUGACCGACGGCAACGCUCUACCUUCUCCAGGAACACCACAGGUGUCACUUUCGUCGCUGGAGCGGCCGGGUGCCGGAGACUCGUCGCGUGAGAUACAGCCGACAUCGGAAGUGCCGGCAUUAUCGACGGUACCACCAUCGCCAUGGCGGGCAGAAACAGAUGCUGCAGGUGGACCACCGGCAAAGACAACAGCGGCUUCAUCGACCCAUGAUAUCAGCAAUCUCGAUACCUUGUCGGAAGAAGGGUCGCCAAACAGACAACCGGAUAUGUUGCCAUCAUCCAUUGUGUCGGACGCCGAGUCAUCGAUGAUGCCGCUGCCGUCGUGUGAUUUCCUGCCGGUGACGGAAGGGUCGGUCGCGGCACCGAAGGAAGGAGAAAAACAAGAAAACCAACAAGUAGAGGGAGGAGAAGGAAAAGGACAUCGAUGCGGAAGUUUACAUGGCGGAAAAACGGCCGAAUCACCGCCUUUGUCUUUUGCCGAUUACGAUAGCCUGCCGCGCGGCGGGGUUUCUUCGACUCCAAGUUCGCCUGCGUCAACCGUACCGGUGGGCCAGAUUACAGAGAAUUCUCUCAAUCAGGGAAUCGACGAAGACCGAUUGAAGAAGGAAUGCCCGCCGAACGCAAACGAGGCUAGUAUUGGACCAUGUGGCGUUUCCUCCAUCGCCGAACAGGUUCUAGACCGAAAUAAUCGUGAGGCUGAGCAGCAACGGCUCUUGCCGUCGGCAUCGGAAGUGCCUGACGCGAGCAUUAGGGCAGCGGUCAUCAACAAGGCGACCCUCAUCGAGCUCAAGAGGGCGAGGGAGGCAUGGAGGGGGGCGGAGGGGGAGCUGGAGCGCAGCCAACAGGAGAGGGAUGAGCUGCGGGCUAUCCUACAAGCGGUGAGCGCCGUAGGAGAGGCAGCCGAAAGGCCUGUUCAAGAACAAGCUUCGGAACGACGCAGGGCUGAUCGGAAGGAGAAGCGGGAGUUGGACAAGGAAAAGGCGAAGGCUGAAUACAGAGCCAGGGAAUUGGAAGCGGAUAGAGAUCGGCUACGGCGAAUGCUCUCCAAGAGCGAUGAAGAAGUUGCGGAUUUGCGGGGGCAGCUGCAAAAGGCGCAGGCUACCACCAACACCACCGCCACCACCACCACCGAAGUUGCCGCUGUCGUCGAUGGUAUCCCUGUCAUAGCCGCUGCUAAUAAAGCUGAUGCAACCGACCCAUUGUCGAAACCACCGACAACACCGCCGUUAGCAAGAACGCCGCCGAAAACCGGAGCGCUGCCUCUGACACCAACGUUCAGCCCGGCAGCAGAGACUGAAGCAGCAUUAACAACAGCAACAGCGACGUCGUUUGGAAGUUGUCUCGGCAGCGAGGAGAACAGGCGAACUGGUGGCGCGACUGACGAAGCGAGGCACUCGGACACUAGCAGUAGGGGGCCGUGUCAGGUGCAGCAGUCCGGCACUGUUACGAUCAAUUCCAGCAACGCAGAGGUUCGACAACGCAGUGGUGAGAUGGAGGGAGACAUCGUCGCAGAGAAUGGGCAAAAAAUGCCAGUGGCGGCAACCUGGCGGAUAAAAGGCUCUGCAUUACGACGGCCCAACCAACCACGGUCACUCGUGCAGGAGGUUCAACAGCAACAGGAGAGAGUACCCCGGCAACAGAAGCUCCAGCCACUGCCGAAGCCGCUACCACCAACUCUGACACCACCAAGCGGGGACGAUCGAACUGAACAUAAACAAAGUAGGCCUUCACGAACACAAGACAUCGGACGAAGUAUCGACGUGGUUCUCGAUCUCCCGGGUGAAAAAAUAAAUAACCCAACAACCUCCGCCAAAGAUCUAUCUGGGAAAGACACCAUGGUCGCGAUGGGAGGAGAGAACCCUCCGGGUUGUCCGAUUUUACCAAUGUCUAGGGACGAUCUAUCGCUUGCGGGUGAGCCAGCGGAAGGCGACAGAGAAGGGUCAGAUUACCUUGGCGAUGUUUUAGAAGGACAGGAACGUGCAAAUCCCGAAGGAGCUGUGCGGUUUCGACUGAAACGCGAGGUAGAUAAGGUAUGGAUGGGCAAGGGGCCGGCGGGUGAAGAAGAACGAACGGCUGCCAAAGUCCCUUCCAGCAAACCUCACCGUACCUACCCACGUUCUUUUUGUGUUCGUCUGCCCACUCAAGUUGCGUCAAGGCCCCCUCAAUCCACCCACCCAUCAAAUGGCGGAGAUGACGGCGCCAUGGUGGGGCAGAAUCGGGCAGAUGCGGAGGUUGACAACCAUCUUCUUUGUCGGCGUUCCUUGAAUUCCUCGGUCGCCGACACCGGCCUGAGCUGGCGCAGAAAUAAACAAGGGCCCUUCACAGUAGCACCAAAGAGAUCGGGGACGGUUGAACUCGCUGGUUCUGCCACCCCAACCGGUGAAGCUACCCGUGGGAACAGCCAGGCAACGACUACACGGUCGCGCCUGGUUGACCGAGGGACAGGAGAUUUCUAUCGCGCCGCGCUCUCGACCCACCUUUCCUUCAUCGCGACCACUGCCGCUGAUGAUCCUGAUUCUGUCAAAACGGCUACCCAAGCUGGAGGUGAUCUACAGGAUGCGGGGAGAAGCGGUGUGGUGGGGGUGGGAGAGGCUUGCAGGACGUUCCAGGGUGACAUGGCGGGAGUGCGGCAGGUGAAGCAGAUGCCAACCUAUUUUUUUCACGUAGCGAUGGAGAGUUUCUUGGUGUGCUUGGCAAGUGCUCGUUGGAAACCACUGUCACCUACGUUUAUUGGUACCUCCAUUUGUUUGGAGCUGGUCUAG